GUUCUGUCUUCCGUCUGCAACUAAAGUCAUCAUGAGGCUCACCAACUCCUGGCAUCUCUGGCUGUACUCCCUGAUCAAUCUGUGUUUAAUUUCACAAGGCGCCUUCCUAGACAAUACCAAGCAAGACCCAGUACCCAAGGUUGAAGAGCUCGGUCAAGCUUUACAAUCUCCGAAAGGAACCAUACCGUCGCGGUCGGAUCUCCCAAGGAGCAGUCAAGUUGAUGCUAAAACUACUCAGCCAAAAGAGGAAAACCGGGAUCGAAGUUUCACUGAUGUCCAGAGGCCCUCAUCCGAUAACCCUAGCCAGCCGCGCAAACCAAUUCAAGGCCCUCGGGAUCAAAGCAGUUUUCUCGAAAAGUGGCCAAAUAGAAUCCAGAGAUUGAGAUCUCGUUUCAAAAAACUUAAAACGGAUUAUAGGAGGCUUGUCCGGUCCACCAAAGCUUUCCUCAACCUGUUCGAAAGGUACAACAAGGUAGCGAUCUUUUCGGAGAUAGAUUACUUGAAAGAGAUCUUUGGAGAAACCUACGAUUACUAUAAAACGCUCGAUAGAACAGAACAGAAUCGAUUUUGGGAGAUAUUCGAGGAAAUAGGAAAGUCUGAACAUGCCGGGCUUUCUCCACGGCUAGCCAAGACUUCUACCUUCGCAAGAAAUGCAAGACACGAGCUCGCCAAGGUCAAUCGGGACAGAGUUCGUACUUCCAAAAGGGUGGUGUUCCGGGCAAUGCAAAUCCUAGAAGAGAUUGAAAAAGGUCAAGAUGAAUAUGAUAAAGCGCUAGAGAGCUCGACGAAGUUGGUGGAAGAUUUUGUUCGGUCGUUCACGAACAAUGGAAAAGUCCCUCAUAUAUCCCAAAGAAUCAGAGAUUGGAAAAGAGAGCAUCCAUUGGGAAUACCACCAAUGGAAUAUCAAUACCAGUUGGUCUUCGCCGCCAUCUUUGGCCCGGGUGAUAUCACCAAGCCUCAAAAGAAUGAUUUUGCAGACUUUCGGAGAUUCGAAAAACUAUGGCAAGUCACCCACCAACAGAUGCACGCGAUAUGGGAGGUGUCCAGCGAGGCAAAGAGCAUGCUAGCUGAUCUGUAUACGGCCGAGGAGAAGAACGCUCAGCGCGGCUUGUGGCUCUGGAAGUAUCUGAGCCCAACCUCUGAAUACAAACAAGCAAUCCAGAAAUCGCGCGAACAACAGAAAGCUAUCCAUGAGAAAUUGUCCGCUGUCUUCGAAAGCAAGCAGGCAUUAGAGGAGAAAAUGGAAGCAAUAGCUGAAACACGGGCUCUUGAUGAAGAAUGGACUGAUAAACGCUUUUCAAGUGUCCACUAUGACUUACUACCGUUCAUUGAUCCUCUGCGUGCCACCCGAAGAUACGAAGACCAUCCGGACAUAACCCCACUACUUCGGCAUUUCGGGAUCCAUACCACUCCCAGAGCUAUCAAGAGAUUGAUGGAGUUGAGCGAGGCACUGAUUCCGCAUCUAAGGGUACAAUACAAGCAGCAGAUACUCGCGGGGGAUGUAAGAAGGGUCCUCGAGACUGGAUUGAACGGUGCAACCCAAUAUCGGAUCUCGAUUCUCCUGAAAAAAGUGGUCGAAAAGCUUCAAUCCACAACGCCCGAACCUCGACCGCUACACUCUAGAUUAUUCGACGCUGCAAAGGGUUAUAUUUUGAGAUUUAUCAACAGUUUCAGACCAAAGCGAGCAGCCUCAACAGCCCGACACUCUCCACUUUUUAAACGAAGCACAUAAAAGUGCAUACAUUCACGUGACCCAUGGACCAAACACACCUACAAGAUAAACUUGAACUCCCAAUUUGCGCCAAGGACAAUACUUGGACAAUUUUGCAGGUUUUUCACAGAUAAUAGUUCAA
This is a messenger RNA of Puccinia graminis f. sp. tritici CRL 75-36-700-3, 1853 nucleotides long. RefSeq lists its product as uncharacterized. The coding region runs from base 32 to 1732 and encodes 566 amino acids. NCBI's taxonomy places the organism in Eukaryota, Fungi, Basidiomycota, Pucciniomycetes, Pucciniales, Pucciniaceae. The transcript is spliced from 3 exons. The record is from RefSeq and is a predicted model, not a curated record.